AUGCUGGCACUUCGAACUGCGUUUUCAUUUUCAUUACCGUACCGAACUGUGACAAAAUGUGCACAACAGGGUGUACUCGACGAUACGGCACGAUCAAGACUCGUCGUUGCUACGGUCACGAACAAGAUCGUAAUUCACGAGAGUGAAACAGUGCUGAAUAUAAACGAGAAGAUUCUUGCGUUAACAGUGGCUCCGCUCGGUACAAGCUACGAUGUGAUUAUUGUUGGCACGACAAGCAGUGUGCUCGCUUAUGAUCUACAACGAAACACGAAUCUGUUUCGUAGAGACAUGGCCGAUGGUAUCGCAUGCAUUCAGGUGGGUUCAUUCAGUUCACACGGAGUACUGGCAAUGUGCGGAGGUAAUUGUGCCAUUUGGGGUCUUGACGCAAACGGUAACGACUCAUUUUGGACGGUCACCGGCGAUAACGUACUUUCACUUUGUCUUUGUGACGUUGACAACGAUGGAAUCAAUGAGUUAGUGGCUGGUUCUGAGGAUUUUGAUAUUCGCGUUUUCAAAGAUGAUCUGUUGCUAUUCGAACUAUCCGAAACUGAUGCCGUCACAUCGCUUCACGAUCUGGGACAUGGGCGUUUUGCAUAUGCACUAGCCAAUGGCACACUGGGUGCAUAUCAGGGCGAAUCUCGAUUGUGGCGUAUUAAAAGUAAGAAUCAGGUGAUCUCACUGAUGACAUUCCCAGAUCCAGAAACGCUGGCUUGUGCUUGGUCAGGAGGAAAGAUCGAUAUGCGAAAUGCAGAAACCGGUGAGGUGAAGCUGAAGGAAAGCGUGAAUGGACAAGUUGCGAAUGCAUUCAUUCAAAACUCUCAAUUAACAGUUGUUAUGCUUGAUGGAAACGUUCGAGGACUCGAGAUCAGUGAAGAACAAUCGAAUGUGGACGAUGCACAGAGCAUAUUGCACGAUUUGGCCGAUUUGCAGGUGGAAUUAAAGAAUUAUGAAAUGAAUCGACAAGGUACUGUCAGUGAAAUCGUUGAGAGUGAAAGACAAGUGCCGGCAAAUACACAUUUGGAGACGUGUCUAAUGGUGAAUUCGGAGGUGAAUCCUCCAUCAGUGGAGCUCCAAUUGAGUGUUUCCAAUGACGCAAUCAUUCGAGCUGUUAUCGUUUUCGCUGAAGGAAUUUUUUCGGGCGAAUCUUUUAUCAACCAUCCAACACACGAUUUUUCAUCUAAACUUUUCGUUCAACUUCGACCCGACAAGGAUAUCGCUGUUGAUCUGCACGUUAAGGCAUUUAUCGGCUACCCAGAAAGUACACAUUUACAUGUUUUUGAAUUGACUCGAGCGUUACCACGUUUUUCGAUGUUUGCGCUGUGCAACGAUACGGCACCCGCACCUGAAGGAAAUGCUGUUUUCACAAUUAAUGAACGACCUCCACGGUUGGCCUCAUGGAUAAAUGAAAACUUUUUGCUAUGUGAUGAGGUCGGAUGUGAGGAGGAUUGCACGUUAAGUGUGCGAUUUUAUAGCAUGAGAUCAGCUGGAAUGCUCUUCAUUGAAAUGGAUAACUCUGGAAAGGUAACGGUAAGGAACGACGAUAUGGAACUGGUUGGGAAUGUGAUACAAGCGAUUGCUGAGUACUUUCAUAUCACGAAUAUUACCACAAUUGCCAGCUUCCCAAAGGCUAUGAAGGCAUUUAUCCCGUACGAUAUUUUAGUGAAAAAUUUGAGUUGCGCCAUUUUUCAGCUUAAUGAAAUGUUCGCAUUGAGAGAUCAACUGGCGGCUGCAGUAGCUGAACGAGCAAAUUCGGUCAAGGAAAUGCUUGUUCGAGCCGAGGAUGCCCGUAUUAUAGGACAGAUACAAAUGAUGCGAAAAUACUAUUUAAAACUUCAAACCCUUAAUCAAGCAUUGGUUACCGAUCAGAUGGUACGAUGUAAUAAUCAUGAACAACUGUUGAAAACACUUCGUGAACUAAAUAAAACAAUCGAGAAAGGUGCACGACUCCGUGUUGGAGAUCCGGCCAGUAAAGUGAUCGCCGCAUGCCGUAGUGCGAUAGCAGAAGAGAAUUUCGAUAUGUUACCGAAGAUAAUCCUUUUCGGAGUUUGA
Anisakis simplex (herring worm) is the source of this 2049-nucleotide messenger RNA. The record is from the annotation of a GenBank genome assembly. NCBI's taxonomy places the organism in Eukaryota, Metazoa, Nematoda, Chromadorea, Rhabditida, Anisakidae.